Molecule: messenger RNA, 2584 nt
Organism: Perognathus longimembris pacificus (Pacific pocket mouse)
Lineage: Eukaryota; Metazoa; Chordata; Mammalia; Rodentia; Heteromyidae
Gene: Lpar6
Product: lysophosphatidic acid receptor 6
Biological process (GO): phospholipase C-activating G protein-coupled receptor signaling pathway; positive regulation of Rho protein signal transduction
Cellular component (GO): membrane
Molecular function (GO): lysophosphatidic acid receptor activity
Source: RefSeq, a predicted model, not a curated record
CUUACCACUGAGCUACAUCCCCAGCAAAAAUAAACUUUUAAAAAUACAUUCUUUGGUGAAAGGGCUAAUUACAAAGUAAAAUAGCUCUAAAAUAUUAAGUUUCAAAAGAAUGAAGAAUGUUUCCACGAUUGUUUAUCAAAAACAAAAACAAAAGAGACCAGGAUUAAGGCUACUCAAAAUCAUACCAAUUACGUUAAACCUAGGGGAGAAAUGAGAGGAGAAAAAAAGAAGAGUGGAAGAACUACUGGUCUCUAAAUGAAGUCCUUUUCAUAUGUAAAGUUAAAGGUCUCUUUCAAUUACUAAACAGUUCUUUAAAAUGCUAGUAUUGCUAACAAUUUCAGUUCAUAAAUAUACACCCAAACACAUUUUACCUUUAAAAAAAAAAGCCAUAUUCCAAAUGCAAAAGGAGAAACAGGCUUAAAGUGAUUUUUUUUCUUUCUCAAUUAUUGCCACUAAAACAAAAUAACACAAAACCGAUUGAGAGAGCUUGCCAAAACCCCACAAGGCAUUUCCGCAUAAAAAGAGUUAAUUCACCAGUGACCAUUUGCAAGCCUGCUAGGUAUAGUCCCAGCAGACACACUAUCAGAUUAAAGGAACUGCAAACAAACUGGGCUGAAACCUUUCUUUGUCCAAACCCAGCCUCUUCUUCCUGUGAUGUCAUAUUACAAACCCAGCAAGCCUUUUCUUUCAACUUCAGAGAAAGCCCGCCUCACAAUACAGGCAGCAACUGUGGAAAAGGCCUCAAUUCAGCAAGAACUAACAUGCUUCGGAGUUUAUUUUGGAACCUUUAAAAAAAGACUCUUCUACUUACCACCAUUUGAGAUCCACUGCGGCAAAAUAAAAAGGGGAAAUAUCAUCUAAAAGAAGUCUAGAGGACAAAUUAGGAAUGUUUCAGUUUCUGAAACUCUGCACUGAAAAUCAAAGCGAGACUGACAACUUAUACUUUCUGGAGCCCGAAGGAACUUUCAUUUUGGAAUAUUCAUCUUGACUACAGCAGAACAAGUUACAACACAAAUGGUCGUGUUCCUACCCAAAGAAGCAGCUUUUCUUCACAUCUGCAAUCCUAUGGGUUGGCUUCACUGACUGAACUUUCCCUCACUUAAUUAAGCCCUAGGAUUCAUGGAUUUUCUAGGGACUAGAAAAAUGAGAAUAUUUUCCUGUUAAAGAAGCUACUACAGCGACAAGUUUCAUGUUUCUUUUGGAGAUUUCUGAAGGAAAUAUUUAUAAAAUCACCAAAAGAUCGAAAUAGUCUGCAAACAAAUUGGGUGUUGGUUAAUCACAACCUGAAUACUGAGGGCGACUGCCGGCAGGGGACAAAAGGGCCUCACUCAGAAAGCGGGACUGCCUUUAUCAUGGUAAGCUCUAACAGCUCCCAUUGCUUCUACGAUGACUCCUUUAAGUACACUUUGUAUGGCUGCAUGUUCAGCAUGGUGUUUGCUGGGUUAAUAUCCAAUUGUGUUGCCAUAUACAUUUUCAUCUGUGCCCUUAAAGUACGGAAUGAAACGACAACGUACAUGAUUAACUUAGCAAUGUCAGACUUGCUCUUCGUCUUUACUUUGCCCUUCAGGAUUUUUUACUUUGCAACACGGAACUGGCCGUUUGGAGAUUUGCUUUGUAAGAUCUCUGUGAUGCUGUUUUAUACCAACAUGUAUGGAAGCAUUCUGUUCUUGACGUGUAUUAGCGUAGAUCGAUUUCUGGCGAUUGUCUACCCAUUUAAGUCAAAGACUCUAAGAACCAAACGAAACGCAAAGAUUGUGUGUGUUGCGGUGUGGUUAACUGUGAUGGGAGGAAGCGCACCAGCAGUUUUUUUUCAGUCUACCCACUCUCAGGGUAACAAUACCUCAGAAGCCUGCUUUGAAAACUUUCCAGAAGCCACGUGGAAAACGUAUCUUUCAAGGAUUGUAAUUUUCAUCGAGAUAGUAGGAUUUUUUAUUCCUCUCAUUUUGAACGUAACUUGUUCUAGUAUAGUGCUAAGAACUUUAAAUAAACCGGUGACAUUGAGUAGAAGCAAAAUAAACAAAACUAAGGUUUUAAAAAUGAUUUUUGUCCAUUUGGUCAUAUUCUGUUUCUGUUUUGUGCCUUACAAUAUAAAUCUGAUUUUAUAUUCCCUUAUGAGAACACAAGCAUUUGUUAACUGCUCAGUAGUGGCAGCAGUAAGGACAAUGUACCCAAUCACUCUCUGCAUUGCUGUUUCCAACUGCUGCUUUGACCCCAUAGUUUACUACUUCACAUCGGACACAAUUCAGAACUCGAUAAAAAUGAAAAACUGGUCUGUUAGGAGGAGUGACUCCAGAUUCUCUGAAGUUCAAGGCACAGAGAAUUUUAUUCAACACAACCUGCAGACCUUAAAAUGUAAAAUAUUUGACAAUGAAUCUACAAUAUAAGCUGCCUGAAAUAAAAGCACUGAGACUUCACUGGGAAAAGAGCCUCCAAGUUCCUUCAACUGUGAAAAGUAUUCUCUCGGAAAAAACUAUUUCUACACCUCCAAAAGAAAAUAAACAUGUGGACACUUUAAUGUUUUUAAAGAAAAUUUGUAUUCAAUGUGUUAAGCAUUAAAAUAUAUUCCGUUCUUGUAUAAAUUCCA